Messenger RNA from Aspergillus wentii DTO 134E9, 528 nucleotides. RefSeq names its product nuclear cap-binding protein subunit CBC2. Gene Ontology annotation, molecular function: RNA cap binding. Lineage: Eukaryota; Fungi; Ascomycota; Eurotiomycetes; Eurotiales; Aspergillaceae. The record is from RefSeq and is a predicted model, not a curated record. The transcript is spliced from 5 exons. Gene Ontology annotation, biological process: mRNA cis splicing, via spliceosome. Bases 1 to 528 code for a protein of 175 amino acids. Gene Ontology annotation, cellular component: nuclear cap binding complex.
AUGACUACCUACUUUCAUCACACAGUGGACAGGCUCGAUCGGCCCAGUGCCUAUUAUGCUGGAAAGAAGAAGCGCAAGUUCAGUCAAGAUGAGCCCGAAAAGCCCGAAGACCCAUUCGAGCCCCUGAAGAAUGCCACGACACUUUAUGUCGGCAAUCUUUCUUUUUACACGACCGAAGAACAGAUCCACGAACUCUUUUCCAAGUGUGGUGAGAUCAAACGCCUUGUUAUGGGACUUGAUCGCUUCAACAAGACCCCUUGUGGUUUCUGCUUCGUCGAAUAUUACACUCACCAGGAUGCGCUGGACUGCUUGAAGUACAUCGGUGGUACUAAGCUCGACGAAAGAAUCAUUCGGACAGACCUUGACCCUGGUUUCGAAGAGGGCCGUCAAUAUGGUCGGGGUAAAUCUGGUGGACAGGUGCGUGACGAAUACCGAGAAGAAUAUGACCCUGGCCGUGGCGGUUACGGUCGCGCAUAUGCAGACGACCAACGAAGACGGGAGGAGGAAGAUUAUGGAAAAGGUAGGUAA